Quercus robur (English oak) is the source of this 1621-nucleotide messenger RNA. RefSeq lists its product as uncharacterized. The record is from RefSeq and is a predicted model, not a curated record. The transcript has 5 exons. Gene Ontology annotation, biological process: meristem maintenance; meristem development. Bases 11 to 1621 code for a protein of 536 amino acids. Lineage: Eukaryota; Viridiplantae; Streptophyta; Magnoliopsida; Fagales; Fagaceae.
CAAACUUUUCAUGGACAAGUCAGGAGAUAGGGUGCAUUUGAUGUUCCUGGACUUCAUGCGUAACCUUCGUGAUCCGCCACAGUAUAGUUGGGGUAGUGGUUGCCUGGCCUGGUUAUAUAGGGAGUUGUGUCGGGCAAGCGAGAAAGGGGCAUCGCAGAUUGGUGGGGCGUGCACCUUGGUCCAGUAUUGGGCAUGGGCAAGGUUGCCAUUCUUGUGCCCGAGGAUAGGGCCCUCACCUGGAUGUGAUUAUGGCCCAUGGCCAUAUGCUCCACUUGCAUUUAAGUGGGUGCGGGUGCCAAGCCCGAAGAGUAGACCAUCCGGCAUGGCCUUGGUCCACUAUCGCGAGCUAUUAGUUACAAUGCAGCCAGAGCAGAUUGUGUGGCAACCAUACGAGGCACACUUCAGCCACCUUCCUGAGUUCUGCGUUGCAGGGAGGGAUAUGUGGACAGCAAGGGUGCCGCUUCUGUGUUUUUGCAUAGUAGAGAGACACCACCCAGACCGUGUCCUUCGACAGUUUGGCUUGGCGCAGGAGCGGCCUGACCAUGUUGUCUACGAUGAUAGGCUGCAUAAAAUCGACUUACGUGGGAAGGUGGAAAGGAAUUGGAGGGAGGAGCAUGGACCGUAUAUCAUUUCUUGGGAAAUGAGACGACAACAAGUUUGUCAUGCACCUCCUCAGAUUGGUGAGAUGCCCCGCAAUCAUGCCUAUUACGUCUGGUACCGUCCGGUCACUCGAAAAUAUGUCGACCGCAACAGCGCUAAAUUAGAUAUUAUGAUUCAAAGCCAUUUAGCGUUGUUGGCGAUGCUUCCUGAAGGCAGCCAAGCUCACAACCAUGUCCGGCGUAUCCUAAAUAAUGUGGCUGGCCUUGGUGGUGGUCCUGCAGUAAAUGAGCAUGCAAACAAUGGGGAUGAGACUGAACUAGCAGCUGCUGCAACCCCAAGCACAAGUGCAGCACCCGUAAGUACACCGACCCGUGGUCAUCGUGCUACUACAAGCCCAAGCACAAGCGCAGCUAGGGGUCGUCUUCGGCCUGCUACAGCAACCCCAAGCACAAGUGCAGUUAGGGGCCGUGGUCGGCGUGCAACAACCCCUCGGGUUGUAACUACUCUUGAGAUGCCUCCACCCAUCCCGCAAGCAUCUCCUCAGCCUGAGGUCCCUUCACCCAUCCCAUAUGCAUCUCCUCAGGCCGAGGUCCCUUCACCCAGCCCACCUUCGCAGCCCAAUUUCGAUGUCAGUAUUGACCAAAAUGUGACCUCUCCUAUACUCCCCGAGACACCCUCAUACCCACACACUGGCUCUAGUGCACCCACUCCUGGCCUCUACAUAAAGCAGGAUUACCCACCUACCACAUCCUCAUCUGACCCUCUAGGACCUCCGGUUGGGAUUGACACUGUAGAGCCACAUACUGAUGUACCGGACCUUAAUCCCCCUCAUCAGCCCUCACCCCCACGAGGUAGACCGCAACGCAGUAGAAGAGCACCCACGUGUGGGACAGGUGGACACAAAAUAGGACACCGAGGCCCCGCUAUGCACGAUGAUGACCCUAAGGUUGAUGCCCCGCAGCCUCCUCCCCCACCCAAACAUUACACGAGGGCUAAAAAACACAAAAUUGGUGAACCUUGA